AUGACGGAGAAAGUGACGUUUAGUCGGCAGGGUGAGCUGCUCAAGCUUCCUGUGCCGACCUUGCAGGAAUCGUGCGAUCGCUACCUACGUAGUCUGGAAGCGCUGCAAACACCGACCGAGCAUGAAAACACCAAACGCGUAACCGAGGCCUUUCUGAAGAACGAAGGCCCGCGCAUGCAGGCGGAGUUGGAAGAGUAUGCCAAGACGCACAAGAGCUACAUUGAGGAGUUCUGGGAUGAAAGCUACCUCCUGGGCAACGACAGUGUAGUCCUGAACCUGAAUCCGUUCUUCAUCCUGGAAGACGAGCCGGAUCGUGAGCGUGGCUCACAGUUGUGGCGCGCGGCGACCCUGACGCUCGAGACUCUGCGCUUCGUUCAUGAUCUGCGCCAUGAGGUGCUCAAACCUGACGAUUUCCGCGGUAAGCCGCUGGACAUGUUUCAGUACACACGCCUGUUUGGCGUAGCGCGCAUUCCCGCCUCGCAUGGCUGCUACUUGGAACAGCACGAGGAAAGCCGGCACAUGGUCGUCAUGCGCCGUGGCCAGUUCUACUGGUUCGAAGUGCUGGAUCUUGAGCACCGCCCCCUCAUGACGGAGCAGGCUUUGGUGGCGACACUGCGUAGCAUCAUUAGCGAUGCCGAUCAGCUCCCCGCGGACCAACGGGCGCAUGAAGCCCUUGGUGCACUCAGUACAGAGAAGCGUCGUACGUGGUACCAGUGCCGCAACGAGCUGAUGGCGCACCCUAUCAACCGCAAGUACAUCUCGAUCAUCGAUUCUGCGCUGUUCGUCCUGUGCUUGGACGACAAUGCGCCAGAAGACACGUCGUCGCUCACCCAGAAUAUGCUGUGUGGCUCGUAUAAGCUGGAAAACCAUAUCCAGGUGGGCACAUGUCUAAACCGAUGGUACGACAAGCUGCAAAUCAUUGUGUGUGCCAACGGCAAAGCAGGCAUCAACUUUGAGCACUCGUCUGCCGAUGGCCAUACCGUACUGCGCUACGUGGCCGAUAUCUAUACCGAGUCCCUGCUUGAAUUCGCGCGCUCCAUUCACCCAGCGACGCCGAGCCUUCUCAAGGCACAGCUGAGUCCCCAUGCGCUCGGCAUGAAACGCAAGCCGGGCUCACAGUCUCUGAACGGCUUGGAGCUGAACAAUGUGCGUACACGCACAGCGCCCAAGCGGUUCAUGUGGGACUGGUCGCCCUACGUCCUAGACAGCAUCCGCCAUGCCGAAAUGCGGCUCUCUGACCUGAUCUGCCAAAACGAGGCGCUCGUGCUGGAAUUCAAAGGGUAUGGCAAGCAUUUUAUUACGAAGCAUGGCUUUUCGCCUGAUGCCUUUGUGCAAAUGGCCUUCCAGGCGACGUACUACGAGCUCUAUGGGCGCCUUGCACCGUCCUAUGAGCCUGCGAUGACCAAGGCGUUCCUGCGUGGACGUACAGAGACCAUUCGUACCGCCCAGCCACACACGCUGGCAUUUGUAAAGGCAUGGUACGAUGCAGGCGUCUCGACACAGGACAAGCUUAUGGAGCUGCGCAAGGCCUGUGUCGGACAUGUGAAGCUCUCCAAAGAGGCGGCGUCAGGGUACGGAUUUGAUCGGCACUUGUAUGCGCUGAAGUCCCUGUUCGAGCGAUUGCACCCGGAGGAACCGCUGCCGGAGUUCUUCACAGAAGGCGGAUACGACCACCUGAAUCAUGUGGUCAUGUCCACGUCCAACUGUGGCAACCCAGCCCUGCGAAUCUUUGGAUUCGGCCCUGUCGUCCAAGAUGGAUUUGGCUUCGGGUACAUUAUCCAGGAUAACAAGGUCACUGUGUGUGCCUCAUCGAAACACUUGCAAACGCGUCGAUUCCUCAAUGUGCUGGAACGAUACCUCUACGAAGUGCAGGCCGAAGUGAUUAGCUACUCCUUCUAUGGCGACGAGAAACAAGAAACAAACGAUGAAGUCAUUUACGAUCUUCAUAAAUACGUGGGCAAAAUGAUAUUUGUCAAUGAGUAUGAGUAG
Molecule: messenger RNA, 1989 nt
Organism: Malassezia pachydermatis
Lineage: Eukaryota; Fungi; Basidiomycota; Malasseziomycetes; Malasseziales; Malasseziaceae
Product: acyltransferase ctase cot cpt
Exons: 2
Coding region: 1-1989 (662 amino acids)
Biological process (GO): carnitine metabolic process
Cellular component (GO): mitochondrion
Molecular function (GO): carnitine O-acetyltransferase activity
Source: RefSeq, a predicted model, not a curated record